Messenger RNA from Rasamsonia emersonii CBS 393.64, 1302 nucleotides. RefSeq lists its product as uncharacterized. The transcript has a single exon. The record is from RefSeq and is a predicted model, not a curated record. The coding region runs from base 1 to 1302 and encodes 433 amino acids. NCBI's taxonomy places the organism in Eukaryota, Fungi, Ascomycota, Eurotiomycetes, Eurotiales, Trichocomaceae.
AUGUGGCCGACAUGUCGAAGAGGAAGUUGGCUACUUCUAACUCUUAUCUCAGCCGCAUUCCUAUGGCCGGCUCCGGCCGUCGCGGCGGGUGCCCAGUACUGCCAUGACAAACUGCAGUUCUGCAUGGCUGUAGCGACCAAGGCGAAUGCCACGACUCACGGCCGGGAUGUCUUCGUCAGUCUCUCGGCCCGGCCUUCUGAGAACGGCGGCUGGACCGCCGUGGGGAUCGGCCAGGUCAUGGCCGGGGCGCUGAUGCUUCUGGUCUAUUCUGACUCUAGCAAGGCAUCAGUCACGGCCAGCAUCCGCACCGCCAGCGGACAUGUCAUGCCCACGGUGUUGACAGCCAACACGACCAAAGUGGGCGUGCUCCAUGCCGAAAUGACAGAGUCAAAGGACUAUUACGCGCAAUUUGUCUGCUACUCGUGCGAUCAGUGGUGGCCGGACAAGAUUGACAUGACGUCGACAUCGCAGCCGUGGAUCUACGCUAGCAACACGAAACAGAUCUUUUACACGGCGGAGAACGACGCCAAUCUGAUGAUCCAUGACUCGUACGGUGUUCUGACGGUCGACAUGUCGUCGACUUUGAUUGCAGACGGGGAUCCGAUCCCGGCAAUUCAGCCUGGCGCGCUGUCCUUUGGCGUGUCGCUGGUCAAAGAAUCCUCUGAAAGGGACCAUGACAAGCAAGAAGCCUGGCCAUCAGCUGUCCAGCUCCACGGUAUCAUCAUGACGAUCAGUCUCAUGGGUCUCUUUGGAGCAGGCGGCGCGAUCAUCAGACUGCCCUUGGCGCAGAGUUUCCGCUAUCACUGGAUCGUGCAGCUGACGGCGUCGAUUCUGGCCGUUGGCAGUGCGCUCUACAUGCUGUUGCGGGCUAAACAUCUUGGUCCGCACAAGAUCAUCGGCCUGAUUGUGAUCUCAGCCCUGAUCGUGCAGGGGGCGUUAGGGUACAAGCAUCAUGCUGUCUUCGUCAAGCUGCGUCGCCAGUCGCUUUACACUACGCUGCACCGGUGGCUGGGCCGCACUGUAUUGUGUCUGGGUAUCUUCAACGUCGGCACGGGGCUGUACUACCGAGGCUGGUCGACCCUAGGCCUCAUCGCGUGGUUAGUCGUCGCGGCGGCAGAAGUGGCAGGCUACAGCUACGUGGUGUACCUGCAUCAACGACGGAGACGGCAGGAACAAGGAAAACCAAUCCAAAAAGACGAAGAUGACGAGGAGAUUUUUGAUGUGGGUGUCGAUGACGAUAUUGAGGAGGUGCCAUUGAUGGAACGGGCGGAACAUGAGCAUGAAGGAAGUAAGCAUAUGUGA